Messenger RNA from Monopterus albus (swamp eel), 2585 nucleotides. It is a transcript of the gene eomesb, whose product is annotated as eomesodermin homolog b. Gene Ontology annotation, biological process: CD8-positive, alpha-beta T cell differentiation involved in immune response; positive regulation of DNA-templated transcription; mesoderm formation. The record is from RefSeq and is a predicted model, not a curated record. Gene Ontology annotation, molecular function: DNA-binding transcription factor activity, RNA polymerase II-specific; RNA polymerase II cis-regulatory region sequence-specific DNA binding. Gene Ontology annotation, cellular component: chromatin; nucleus. NCBI's taxonomy places the organism in Eukaryota, Metazoa, Chordata, Actinopteri, Synbranchiformes, Synbranchidae.
UGUAAGCUAGACUCCCUCCUCGACCCCAAGCACAACGUCAUGGCAUGUAUUGGUCUGGGCUCAGCUUCGCAGGCUGUUUCACGCCUUGACGUUGCCCAAGACAGUCUAGUUUUUAUUUAGUUCGAAUAUUUUUGCCUUCAACUUGAUUUACAAAGGGAACCAAGAGGAGCAAUUGCUUGGGAUUCAGACUUCAGUGGAUGCAACGUUUUUAGCUGAAUACAGUGAGAAAAAUAAAUAAAAUAGUGACUCCUGGGAGGAAGGGAAACCUCUGGAGAAGACUGCUGUCAAUUGGGCCCAAGGGAAGCAAUCGAUCCCUGUUACAAGCCUGAGUCAGGAUAAGAAAAGCAGUCAUGCUCGACGGUGAAGGGGAGACCAGCAGCUUCUCUUCUACGAAGCAAGCAGCGGAGGAGAGGCGCAAGUCUCCAGCUGUGGAUGGGGACGAUCCGACUGCCGGUAGCAGGUAUACAGAACACGGGCUGGCUGCUGAUCGAUACUACAUCCCUCCCGCGGUUACUAAACAGAGCUCAGAAAGCGAGUCCCUGCCCUACACCCCUGGUGGGACGGUGUACACCCCGUCCGGCGCUGGCAGGUACCCAUCAUCUAUCCACCUGAGCUCCAUACUGCCUCCCGCGGGGUUUUCUCCCACCACAGCCGGCCGCACUCACUUCAGCUCCACGUACCAGCUCGGGCAGAGCACCGGCUGCAUCUACCCACCCUACACCGGCUCAGGGUCCGCUCUGGGCGGCAUGACUCUACCCACAGCGGGCCCGGGGAUGAGGGCCCAGGUCUACCUCUGCAACCGACCGCUGUGGCUCAAGUUCCACCGGCACCAGACGGAGAUGAUCAUCACGAAGCAGGGCAGACGGAUGUUCCCAUUCCUCAGUUUUAACAUAGCUGGUCUCAACUUGACAGCGCACUACAAUGUGUUUGUGGAGGUGGUGCUGGCGGAUCCGAACCACUGGAGAUUUCAGGGUGGCAAGUGGGUCACCUGUGGGAAGGCGGACAACAGCAGCCAAGGGAACAAAGUGUAUAUCCAUCCAGAGUCCCCCAACACAGGGGCCCACUGGAUGAGACAAGAAAUCUCCUUCAGCAAACUGAAACUCACCAACAACAAAGGAACAAGUCACAGUACUUCACAGAUGAUUGUGCUGCAAUCCCUGCACAAGUACCAACCGAGGCUGCACAUCAUAGAGGUGACGGAGGACGGGGUGGAGGACAUUAACAGUGACGUAAAGACGCAGAGCUUCACUUUUCCAGAGACCCAGUUUAUAGCUGUCACUGCCUACCAGAACACCGAUAUCACACAGCUGAAAAUUGAUCACAACCCUUUUGCCAAAGGAUUCAGAGAUAAUUAUGAUUCAAUAUACACAGCUCCAGAGAAUGACCGCCUUACGCCAUCUCCAACUGACUCGCCACGUGCUCAUCAGCUUGUCCCCGGUGCCCGCUACACUAUGCAGCCUCUCUUCCAGGACCAGUUUGUCAACAAUCUUCCCCAGAAUCGCUUCUACAACAGUGAGAGAGCAGUACCGCAAAGUCACAGCCUCCUUUCACCUCAGACUGAGGAUGGAGCUUCGCAGAGGUGGUUUGUCACCUCCAUGCAGCAAGGGGGAAAUGGUACUAGCACUAGCAACAAGCUAGAUCUGACACCUUAUGAGGGUGACUACUCAAGUUCCCUGCUUCCUUAUGGUAUCAAAUCCCUGUCCAUGCAAACAUCCCAUGCUCUGAGCUACUAUCCAGACUCUCCUUUCACCACCAUGUCAGCAGGGUGGGGGUCCAGAGCAGCAUACCAGAGAAAGGUCACACCUAGCCUGCCUUGGUCUCCCAGACCUAGUCCAACUGCUGGCUUCCCAGAAUGCUCAGAAAAAGGUAAACCCCAGAUAGAAGAGGAGGCAAACAGUGGUGGAAGCCUAAUCGCCUCCUGGACAGAGACACAGGCAUCAACUCUUUCUCUUGACAAGGCUGAUGUUUAUGCCACAACCUGCAAAAGAAGGCGUUUGUCUCUUAAUGGUCUGAGUACAGAAGACUCAGCCUCUGACAUCAAGUGUGAGGACUUGGUCUCUGCUGCCACUAACGGUAGCUCCUACAGCAAAGAUGCCUCCUCAUCCAAAGGCAUGCCAGCUUAUUAUUCCUUUUACACAAAUCCUUGAAUGUUUUUUUCUCUGUGGCCUCAUUCACUCAUUUUGGUUGUUUUUCAUCUGCCACCAUGAAUAAGACAUAUUAUUUUGCUUUUUGUUAUAUGCACACUAAGAAUUUGUCUUGGUAGUGUUAUUUCUUUCUUUCUUCAUUUUGUAGUGAAAGAAAAUAUCAGAAACAUGAAAAUAAUGACAUUAAUAUUCACAGCAGGCUUUGCUACCUUUAGAUAAAGGCUUAUUUUAUUUUUCCAAAGUCUGGUUUUCUGGAUUAUAUAUUUUUGAGCACCCCAUUUAUGUAAAUCUGUAUAUGUGAAACUUUGAAAGUGCCAAAGCAUUUGCUUGAUUUGCCCCAUUUUUCACAGUGCUAUACUGUAUAUUUUAUCAUUUCAUAAUUAUUGUAUUUGCAUUUACACUUAUGUUCACAGAUUAUUUAUUGAAGGCCUGUUGAUAUGA